AUGCAGAAGUCUGAGUCAUUAGGUUCACUUAAUUUACCAACACAUUCAGAAAAUUUAAUAUUAACAUCAACAUUUAAUCCAGCAUCUAAACCUAGUUCUUUUUCAAAAUUGACACGGCGUAUGAAUAUUAUUCCUACACCGAACAAACCAGAUAAAUUAUUAGUAUCUACUAAAACUCAAUCCUGUAGUAAUGAGGAUAGCUCAUUAAUGAAUACUGUUAUAUCUACCGAGAAGAAUGCUGGUUUAGAAGAUGAUCAUGUUUUAUGUGAUAAUCGACAAGGUACUUCAGCAAUAACGAAUUUAAUUCAUAAUCAAUCUCAUCCGAAAGAUCAUACAAGUGAUGAAGAGGGAGAUGAUAAUCUAUUUGAUACAUUUAUUUGUGAGAACUUUAUUCCUUUUUCGGGAGCAGAACCGAUCGAUCAAUGGUUAGAUGAGACUGAUGCUUUAUUUCAUCGCUUCAAGAUCUCACGUAAACUUCGUUUUCAAGCAAUACCUCUUUUAGUACAGGGCGAUGCGAAGCGUAAAUAUAUCAAAAACCGUCACGUCAUAAAAUCUUUUGAUGAUUUUUAUGAAUUUUUACUAACACAUUUCGAUUCAAGUCCAGUAACAGUCAGUAAUUCUAAAUCUAGUCAAGCUAAUCAUCAAGUUGAAUUUGCGAAAGAUUCUGUGUACAUCAGUAACAUAACUACAGAUUCACAAGUAAAUGUCGCGAAUACAACAGGUGCUACCCAGUUGUUACAAUCAUCUGUUUCUUCUUAUAGUAAGCUUGCUACUGAUGAUACCACCACAACGAGUGGUGAUGUGUCAGACUCUAAGUUAUCUGGAAAUACUUCAACAAUUAAUCGUUUACCAUCAGAUCCAGUAAUAACAGAUUUACGCAAAGCCAUCGUAACAGAUUUUAUACGAAAUCCAAAGAUUUUUCGUGCGACUUCUCGCUCAGCUAAUGCAGUUUUUACAUCGACUUUACCGCCUAAUAAUGAUGAUAAUCUUGACUCUCUUUCAACAGUAGUUUGUCAUCUCUGUAAUUAUAUGGGACAUGACGCUUCGUCAUGCCCAAAUUUUCAAUAA
This is a messenger RNA of Rotaria sp. Silwood1, 1068 nucleotides long. Lineage: Eukaryota; Metazoa; Rotifera; Eurotatoria; Philodinida; Philodinidae. The record is from the annotation of a GenBank genome assembly.